Molecule: messenger RNA, 976 nt
Organism: Salvelinus namaycush (lake trout)
Lineage: Eukaryota; Metazoa; Chordata; Actinopteri; Salmoniformes; Salmonidae
Gene: vkorc1
Product: vitamin K epoxide reductase complex, subunit 1
Exons: 3
Coding region: 107-616 (169 amino acids)
Biological process (GO): vitamin K metabolic process; peptidyl-glutamic acid carboxylation
Molecular function (GO): vitamin-K-epoxide reductase (warfarin-sensitive) activity
Source: RefSeq, a predicted model, not a curated record
CUCACACUGUCGUUCACGACAUACCGACUCUCUGGCUAGCGACCAGCCGGGAUUGAAAAGGUUGUCCGUAGUAGGCUAUAAUAACUUAAUUGAAAGCCAAUAGAACAUGGCAUCGAAUAGUUACAGUGAAGUUCCCAAAUGGGAGAGAAAAACACGUUUGUGUCUUUGUAUCUUCGGUUUGUUUUUGUCAUUCUAUGCUCUGCACGUUGAAAUUUCGCGAGAGAGGGACCCUGAGUAUCGGGCGAUGUGCGACCUGGGAGAUUCUGUGAGCUGCUCUAAAGUUUUCACCUCAAGAUGGGGACGUGGUUUUGGGCUUGUACAGUUCUUCUUUGCUAAAGACAGUGUACUGAAUCAACCCAACAGUCUGUUGGGGAUCAUUUUCUACACAUUGCAACUGGCUCUGGGUCAGUCUGUGUCCAGUAGGGCAGCGUUCCUCCUGGUCUUGGCCUCCUGGGUGUCCAUGGCUGGAUCGCUGUACCUAGCCGGAGUACUUGCCUUCAUUCUGGGAGAUUUCUGCGUGGUCUGCGUCUCAACCUAUGUGGUUAACUUUUUGCUGCUCUUCACCAAUCUGAAGAGGAGGACGGGACUGGAAGCAGUCAAGAAAAAGACUGGCUGAGAGACUCUUUGUGUGCAUCUCAAUAGUCUAAGUAGUUUUUUCCCCCUUGCCUUCCAUCCUACUGCACUGAUAAUAUACAGCGCAUUCGGAAAGUAUUCAGACCCCUUGACUUUUUCCACAUUUUGUUACGUUACAGACUUAUUCUAAAAUUGAUUCAAUCGUUUUCCCCCCUCAAUCUAUACACAAUAACCCAUAAUGACAAAGCAAAAAUACGAUUUAAGACAUUUUUGCACUUUUAUGAAAAACGGAAAUAUGACCUUUACGUAAGUAUUCAGACCUUUUACUCAGUACUUUGUUGAAGCACCUUUGACAGCGAUUACAGCCUCGAGUCUUCUUGGGUAUCACGCUACAAGCUUGGCA